CGGUAUUCUCGCAUUUGAGGUUCGAGGAAUUAUGAAGUUCCCGUCUGAUUCCUGAAAGAUUGCCGCUUCUGAAGUUUGUGUAAAGUACAGAAACAGAGUUUAUGUUUGAAAAACAGACCUGUACACAUAGCGACGGAAAUUGAUUGCCUGGAAACCCGGGAGAGCUUCGAAAGAAAUGAAAGGCGCAUACACACAGCCGUUAAAACAAGGUUACCUUCUAAAGCAAAGCGAAAUUCUGAAACAAUGGCAUCUCCGUUAUUUCGUCCUGAGCAAAGAGUGCCUAUGUUACUAUAGAACUGAAGCGGAAUCAUUGCAAGAGGCACCCAAGGAGGUCAUAUUCUUCAAUGACAUGUCUCUGUAUAUAGAAGAACAGGCAGAUAAACAUACAAAGUACUGCUUACGGCUUGUAAAGCGAUCUGUAUCUGCCGGCAAGAUUGCGAAUCGGACAUUUUUUCUGUCUUGUUUCUGGCGAGAUGAAAGGAACGAGUGGUUGUCUCAAAUUCUUUUAGCGAAAGCAAUGGCGUUAGUCGCUGAUCCAACCGCGCUGAUAGGAAAACGUGAAACCUCAACAGAGCAUAUGGACUUUGAGCUCACUACUUCCGGAAAAUAUGUCCGGCUUCCCGCCGCAAAGGAACUGUUACUGAAAUGUCGACAGAAACUUAUGCUCGUAAGCGGUUCAAGGAAUUCCUUGGGUCGUAUAUUCCCUGAAAACUUAGACAAUUCAGAACUAAAGUCUUUUACUUUGAACCUUCAACACUGGAGGACCUCAUUAAUGAUGAUACGAUCGUAGCUUAUUGCUCACGCUUGAAAAUUGUAAGCGCAGUGCACAUCUUUUUGACUGUAAAUCUGUGCAUGAAAAAACCGCAAGGAAAGCACUGAAAUGCGAAAACUUUUCUUGUGGUUAAAAAACCAUGUUUUAUUUAUAACUCCUGAUAAAGUAAAAGCCUAGUUUAAGCAUUUAUUGAACAGUUUUGUGCAGUUUAUUCAAGCUAGAGUGAAGCGAGAAGUUUGUUUUCUUUAUGUAUUUUAUUUAUUUAAGACUUAAGUGUGGAUCAGUAUAGACGCUUAAUCUAUACAUCGCUAUAUCUACUUUAAGGCUAUAUAAAUGGCUAUUAAAGCUACUAGUGGUGCUAACAAUUAAAGAAAGAAUAUGAAAAACCUUUACCAUUUUUUAUUGGGGAAUUUAUCAAUAAUACUUCAGCGAAGAACGCUGUAAAAAGGGAUUUCACCACAAUUUCAGCUGACUACAACACUAGAAAAACUAUUUAAUCUCGUAAAAAUUCAAACCACUUUAACUCCUUUUCUUCAUGAGGCUUAGCUACGGAGGGAACACAUUUAUCUAGCGCUUGGGUUGAUGAUUUAGCAACAGCUGAUUCUUGAAAUUCCCCACAGACUAGAGCUGCAAUUAAGCUUUCACUUCUAGGAUCAAGGAGCUUAUUCCUUGUAAUCACGACCGCAAAUUUCUAAUGCUCUUAUUUGCAUGAGUUUCGCAAUGAAAUGGCAGGGAAAAUUUAUCAAAUGAUGUCUCCUUUGGAGAAAUGUGGAAACGGAGUUACGUCAGCAUAUAUCGAGUCAAUGUGUGAUGUAAUGAUUCAAUAGUCGAACAAAAACUUGACCAGUAUUUCCCUUUACAUUUCUUGCAUUCAGGGAGAUUCGAGGAAAAUAAAAUGAAAACAAUCCAAUUAAGAUAAAAGAAAGGUAGAGAAGAACUUUAUUCUACAACUCCCAAGAUCUGAUUGUAAAUUCUCCCCACUUACCGUU
This is a messenger RNA of Pocillopora damicornis (cauliflower coral), 1761 nucleotides long. Its product is annotated as switch-associated protein 70. NCBI's taxonomy places the organism in Eukaryota, Metazoa, Cnidaria, Anthozoa, Scleractinia, Pocilloporidae. The record is from RefSeq and is a predicted model, not a curated record.